Messenger RNA from Vitis vinifera (wine grape), 1527 nucleotides. RefSeq lists its product as uncharacterized. The transcript has 9 exons. Bases 258 to 1301 code for a protein of 347 amino acids. NCBI's taxonomy places the organism in Eukaryota, Viridiplantae, Streptophyta, Magnoliopsida, Vitales, Vitaceae. Gene Ontology annotation, molecular function: hydrolase activity. The record is from RefSeq and is a predicted model, not a curated record.
CGACCAUUCAUAUCCCAUUCAAUUUAUUCUCUAUCAAAAUUCUCCCCGGCAAUAACAAGCUAAAAUUAGCAGUCUAUUUUCCUUAUCAUUAUGAGCAUGUUAUGAGACACGUGACUAAAUUGCAGGCAUCUGAUUACCAAGCAAAAAGGUCAAUGUCAAUCGGACGGUGCAAAAACAAAUCAUCAUGCAGGCUUGUGAGUGAUGGUGGGUUGUUGGUGGGGGCGUAAUCAGGAGUUCAGAGCGCGGGCAAGUAGGCUAUGUUGAGCGCGUGGUUCCACGCGCCCACCCUAUUUAUCCACUCCGGUUCCUCUCCUUCCUCUUCGUCCAGUCGCUUGCCCAUGGCCACCUCCGUUAGAAUUGCCGUCGUCGGUGAUGUGCAUGACGAUUGGAAUCUACAAGAAGACACGAAGGCCCUUCAAUUUCUGCAGCCAGAUUUGGUGCUGUUUACAGGUGAUUUUGGUAACGAGAAUGUUGAACUCGUUAGAAGUGUUGCUAACCUUGAAAUGGCUAAAGUGGUUAUUUUAGGGAACCAUGAUGCCUGGACUACUCAGCAGUUUUCUGGAAAGAAGAAAGAUGGUGUUCAACUUCAGCUGGAAUGUCUUGGCAAGGAGCAUGUAGGUUAUCGGCGUAUGGACUUUCCUGUGUUAAAGUUGAGUGUUGUUGGUGGACGCCCAUUUUCCUGUGGGGGCAAGCAACUGUUUCGUAAAAGGCUUCUGUCUGCAAGAUAUGGAAUCCAUGACAUGGAAGCUAGCGCAAAGAGAAUCUAUGAAACUGUCUUGGGAACACCAGAGGAUCAUGUUGUACUCUUUCUUGCCCACAAUGGACCCACGGGUUUAGGUUCUAAUAUGAAUGACAUCUGUGGAGUGGACUGGGUGUAUGGAGGUGGUGAUCAUGGUGAUCCAGAUUUAGCACAAGCCAUUUCCCACUUGAAAGAGACAACCAAAUUCUCCAUCCCCCUGGUUGUAUUUGGCCACAUGCAUAAAGAGCUGGCACAUGGAAAUGGCCACAGAAAAAUGAUUGUUGUUGGGGAAGACGACACCACAUACCUGAAUGGGGCCAUCGUUCCUCGGGUUAAAACUUUGAUCAAUGAACAAGGAACCAGUAACACAAGUGUCACAAAUAGUGAAGCCCCUCCUUUCACACCUGAAUCCAAAGGCACAAUUCGGGCCUUCACUGUGGUUGAGAUUCUGGAUGGAAGAUUGGACAAGAUAGCAGAAACUUGGGUUUCAGUCAUAGGAGAUGAGACCAGAGUAGAACAGGAGCAUAUAUUAUUUAAAAGCGGCAUGGAGCUUUCUUCCUAAUUGGAUUGAGACACUAUACAUUGCUUGUGCCAUGCAUCAGUGUACUGGAGAGAGGGACGCUUCCUUCACCAACCCAUGUAUAUAAUUGUUAAAGCCCUUUAAGGGUGUUAUAACUGGUGAACCAAAUAUGGUUUAUGUAGUGAAAUGGGGAACUGGAUUUUAGCAUGUAAGCAUACAAGUGCUGUGAGGACUACUUUGAAAUGAAAUCAUUCCCAGUGUUCCCACA